Mytilus trossulus (common blue mussel) is the source of this 1223-nucleotide messenger RNA. RefSeq names its product ankyrin-1-like. NCBI's taxonomy places the organism in Eukaryota, Metazoa, Mollusca, Bivalvia, Mytilida, Mytilidae. The transcript has 6 exons. The record is from RefSeq and is a predicted model, not a curated record. Gene Ontology annotation, molecular function: protein binding. Bases 217 to 1008 code for a protein of 263 amino acids.
UAAUUUUAAAAACCGUAACCAUAACAGUGUCGUCCGACUACCAACGGGUUUUAGUCGUUGCAAUCUUGGUUACUAAGACGCUAUUUUCCAUUUAUGCAAAUCCUGUUUUUUUUGUAAUUUCUAAUCAAACAAGGAAUACUAAAAAGAAACAAAUCCAAAGUAAUUACAUCAAUCUAAUUAGAUAGGUUGUUCACAGUUAGCUAAAAACUUAGAAAGAUGGCAAGUGGAGAACAACAUUUACAUCUUUCUGUUAGAGAAAAUGACAAAGAAAAACUUGAAGAGCUUUUGGGAGCUGGAGUUGAUAUCAAUUGUUUAUUUUACGGAUGGACACCAUUACAAGUAGCAAUUCAGGAAGGUAAUGAAGAUAUUGGAGUAUUUUUGAUAGAGAAAGGAUGUGAUUAUAAUUUCCAUGACAGACACAAUGUUACACCAUUUGAAGAUGCUGUCAACAGAAAUUUAUCAAAGAUUGUAGGAGCAUUGCUAUCAAAGGGAGUUAAGCCAGAUGAGCCCUUAUCAAAUGGUAAUUUGGCAAUUUGUGUAGCAGCUGAGAAGUCAUACAAAGAACUACUGCAAACUCUCAUAAAUGGUGGUGCUACUGUGAAUUCAGUAAACAACGAAGGAGCAACACCACUGUAUAUAGCCUCUAAAGAAGGACACAAUGGAUUAAUACAAACAUUAUUAAAUGCACGAGCUAAUGUCAACAUGCCAUGUGAGAAAGGCGAACAGCACACACCACUGAUUGCUGCUACUGCUGCAGAACAGUUUGAUGUUGUUAAAUUACUGUUAAAGAACAACUGUGACAUCAAUGCUCCAGAUAAGGAUGGUUGGACUCCAUUAUGGCAUGCCUAUGGGAACAAUGAUGAAGAUAGUAUGAAAUUGUUACUGAAAUCAGGGGCAGAUAAGAAUGUAAAAAAUGCUGAUGGAGUGACAAUAAUGGAUGAAGCUAAAGAUGCAGACGACGACAGCAUGAUAGAAUUAUUACAAAGUUUUUCACAGGCAUGGACAUGAAGUUAUUGUGAAAAUUCAAUAUGAAUGAAUCUCCUGAGUUUAUAAACAGUAGUGCUGAUCAGACAGAUACAAUUUAGCACUUGUUAUUGUAUGCAGCAAAGAUGCACAUAUUACAUGAAAGAAAUUAAGAACAGUCUCUCAAAACAUUUUACUAGAAGUGGUGGUAAAAACAGCAGUAGAAUCUUUUAUCUUAAAUUAGAAACAAUCGCAAAAAA